UGUAAAGCUUAAACUGACAACUGUCAAUUUCAAUGGCUAUCCCUCUUUAAAUACUUAUAAUAUAAUAGAGGAGGUGGUGGUUGAUUUUAAUGACAACUUAUUCAGAAAGGAUAUCAUAGUUAUACUAAAUGUUUAUAGAGUUAUUACCGUCACACUCAAAGGAACAUUUGUGAUGUGGUUAUACUUCUAACAGCCAUAUGAGGGGCUUGUUUUGCACAAGUUGAUAAAAUUGCAGAGAUAACGAUCAAAAUAUUGUCAGGAAAAGCGGAUGUAUACAGAACUGUUAGAACCUCUGAAUCAUACUUGAGCGCGUUCUAACAGCAAUUACAUUAAACGGAUGCUGUAUGUAAUAUACAUGAUCGAAUCGAGCAUUGCAUAGUUAAAAAUACGUAAUCCAACAAAAGUGAAGCAAGCACUUAUCAUAUGACGCGUAAAAGAACAAAUCAGCCGUCAAGACAACGCCGACAGCGAACGAGAAAUGGAUUCACCGUUGAGCUUUCUUCGUCAGCAGCAGCAGCAGCAGCAGCAACAGCAGCAGCGUUACAACUACAAUCUGCAGCAUUUGCGUUUCCUGCAUCCUCUGGCGGGCUACUCACAUCUGCUGGAUCCACUUACGUUAGCUCAGCUCUCAUUAAAUAAAGGACAGCCCUUCCAACCCGGGUACCUGGGUGGCCUUGGGUCACUGGUCAGUCACGGGGACUUUGCUUCGUCUGUCAACGCGGCGUUCUGCAAUGCCGGUAAAAACGCAAGAGCGGACAUGUCUCCCAAGAGUGACCAUCUAUCCGACAGAGCAAGGUCGUCAGAACAAGAUUUUUACGAAGAUGACGGGAAGGCCGGGAAGAGGCGGCGUACGCGGACGAACUUCACGAGCUGGCAGCUGGAGGAGCUCGAGCGGUCGUUUCAGACCAGCCACUAUCCGGAUGUGUUCAUGAGAGAGGCCAUCGCCAUGAGGCUCGAUCUCGUCGAGUCCAGGGUCCAGGUGUGGUUCCAAAAUCGUCGCGCAAAGUGGCGGAAGCACGAACACACGCGAAAGGGUCCCGGUCGCCCGGCGCACAAUGCGCAUCCACAGACGUGUAGCGGGGAACCAAUCAGCGAGGAGGAAAUUCGCCGGAAAGAGCAAGAGAAACUCGAGAGAAAACGUAGGAAACAGGAGGAGCGCAUGCAUCGACUCGAGGAGAAGAAGAAAUUGUUCAGCACAAUAAGCACACUAUCAACAUCUUCGUGUUCCUCUGGCACUCAGUUUGAACAUGUAAGAGAUGUGGAGAGAGAGACAGAGGGUGAACAGGAGGAGCAUGUAAAUAAUAUUGAUAGAGACAAUGAUUUUGGUGAGGAAAUUGACGUAGAAAACGCCAGCAUUGAAAGCUCAAGAAGAAAAGAAUUAAGUAUGAAACGUGUCCCAGUGUCUAGUGAAGAUCCAGUAAGAGACGAUGAUCAACCAGAGUGUAACAAUAAACAUGUGAGUGAUUUAGGUAAUGACAUCGAGAGAAAGGAAACUGCGAGGAGAAGGAAUCCUUUCAGCAUUGAAAGCCUCCUUAAUAAGGGAGAUCAAACUAAUACAACAACUAUUCCUCAUACCCCUGACGGAUUUGGACAAACAAAAUCCCCGGACCUUAUGCUGUGAGCAAUAUCUUAGUUAGUUAUUAUUAGUAUUUGUUAGUUUUGUAUGUGCUAUGUAAAGUUGGCAUAAAUAUUAAAUAAGA
This is a messenger RNA of Mya arenaria, 1700 nucleotides long. Its product is annotated as homeobox protein unc-4 homolog. Bases 479 to 1621 code for a protein of 380 amino acids. The record is from RefSeq and is a predicted model, not a curated record. Lineage: Eukaryota; Metazoa; Mollusca; Bivalvia; Myida; Myidae. Gene Ontology annotation, molecular function: sequence-specific double-stranded DNA binding; DNA-binding transcription factor activity, RNA polymerase II-specific. The transcript is spliced from 3 exons. Gene Ontology annotation, biological process: regulation of DNA-templated transcription.